Periophthalmus magnuspinnatus is the source of this 1011-nucleotide messenger RNA. RefSeq names its product complement component 1, q subcomponent-like 3b (gene c1ql3b). The transcript has 2 exons. NCBI's taxonomy places the organism in Eukaryota, Metazoa, Chordata, Actinopteri, Gobiiformes, Gobiidae. Gene Ontology annotation, molecular function: protein binding. The record is from RefSeq and is a predicted model, not a curated record. The coding region runs from base 1 to 801 and encodes 266 amino acids.
AUGAUCGCGACAGGGGUCUGUGGCGUGGCGUUGGUGCUGGUCCUGGUGGUUCUCAUCCCGGUCAUGGUGAACACGGCCGGACCCCCCGCGCGCUAUGAGAUGCUGGGCUCGUGUCAAAUGGUCUGUGACUCUCACGGUACCGCCGCCACGGCAACGGCUAAAGCCACAAGUCCCAUUAAAGACAACCGCCUGGUCCAGUCGCUGCCCACAUUCAUUCAAGGUCCGCAGGGAGAGCCGGGGCGCGUGGGGAGGGUGGGUCCCAGAGGUCCGGUGGGUGAACCGGGUCCACCCGGACCCGCUGGACCGCCUGGAGAGAGAGGCGCGCCAGGACCACCAGGACCUCCUGGAGCUCCAGGGGCAAACGGGCCAACCGGUGCCAUAAGCGCAGCCACAUACAACACCGUCCCAAAGAUCGCCUUCUACGCCGGACUUAAAAAACAGCACGAGGGCUACGAGGUGCUUAAGUUCGACGACGUCGUCACAAAUUUGGGAAACCAUUACGACCCCGCCACCGGCAAAUUCACCUGCUCCAUACCCGGGAUUUACUUCUUUGUUUACCACGUGCUGAUGAGAGGAGGUGAUGGAACCAGCAUGUGGGCUGACCUCUGCAAGAACAACCAGGUGCGAGCAAGUGCCAUCGCCCAAGAUGCGGACCAAAACUACGACUAUGCCAGUAACAGUGUAGUCUUGCACCUAGAGCCUGGAGAUGAGAUUUACAUCAAACUGGACGGAGGCAAAGCGCACGGGGGCAACAACAACAAGUACAGCACUUUUUCAGGCUUCAUGCUGUACGCGGACUGAAAUGGGCGGGACGUUUGCUUUCAGUACCCACUUCAUUUGGAUUAUAAUGUAGGUGGGGUCAAAUCAUUAAAGAAAAAAAGGCCCAGAAAGAUAAGUUGACAUGCUGCAAAGAGAACUGUACUUACAGACUAUAUAGAUUUUAAUUUGCAAAAUGGCUUAUACUCAAGGACUGGAAUUAAUGUCUUAACUGUUGUCACUACAUGAAGUUAU